This is a messenger RNA of Helicoverpa zea (corn earworm), 1034 nucleotides long. RefSeq lists its product as uncharacterized. The transcript has a single exon. Lineage: Eukaryota; Metazoa; Arthropoda; Insecta; Lepidoptera; Noctuidae. The record is from RefSeq and is a predicted model, not a curated record. Bases 142 to 882 code for a protein of 246 amino acids.
UGAAAAUUAAUGUUCAGAACUACAGCUUAGACAGAGCUACCUGCUGGCAAGUGUUUUCUCUUUUCCAUUUCUUCAGUAUCACUAUUUACAUCGCAAGAUUUAUUCCUACACUUAACUGACUACAUAAUACACCACAAGAUAAUGGAUUCCAUCACCAACACUCUCACUGGUCUCAUGGAUAGCUUUAAUAAGAGGAUGGCAGAGUUUGAAGCACAGUUGCAGAAGGCACCAGCAGAACCAUCCCACCCAAACUUGACUGCAGAAUUUCAAGCCUUCAGAGUCUUCAUAACUCAGGCUGUCACUAGCUUGCAGCAACAGGUGGAAUUGCUUGCAAGAAGCAUUGACUCCAUGGAGAUGCGUGGUCGGAGAGGCAUCUUGUUGCUUCAUGGUGUCCCCGAGGCGAAGGAUGAAGAUGCAGCACAGGUGGUGGUGGAUGUUGUCAAGGACCGCUUGAAGAUGACUGACUUCACACUAGCUGACAUCAAGAGGAGUCACCGGAUGGGACGGUCAUCUACUGCCUCAAGAUCACGGCCUAUAUUAUUCAAACUUAGGGAUGUUGCUGUCCGUGACAACAUUUGGUUCAACAAAACCCAAUUAAAAGGUGCCGGUAUCACCAUCUCGGAGUUCCUGACCAAGUCGAGGCAUGACCUGUUCAUGGCUGCACGAAAGAGCCUCGGGGUGACUAAGUGCUGGACGAGAGACGGGUGCGUUUAUGUUCUUGCACCCGAUGGGUCGCGGCAUCGUAUUACAACUGCUGCAGAGUUAAGUGCAUUAUUGCCGCAAAAUGCCACGGAGUCCCCGAAGGAGCCUGCGACCGUCUACGCUCCACGGAAGCCCGUCAUCACAAGUAGGCCCAAACGUGCUGCUGCAUACAAAAAGUGAAUUGUUCGUCACUAAUGUAUCGAGUCCGGGUAGUAUUACUUUUAUUUUUUAUAUUUUUCCACAAUUGGCACACCCACCUAGUCAUUUUCUUUCCUUCUACAAAUGUAAAUUGUAAAUAAACAAGUGGGUAGUGGUAGUAUUCUAGUCUUGUC